This is a messenger RNA of Naegleria lovaniensis, 1608 nucleotides long. RefSeq lists its product as uncharacterized. Gene Ontology annotation, molecular function: protein binding; ubiquitin ligase activator activity; anaphase-promoting complex binding. The transcript has a single exon. Bases 1 to 1608 code for a protein of 535 amino acids. Gene Ontology annotation, cellular component: anaphase-promoting complex. NCBI's taxonomy places the organism in Eukaryota, Heterolobosea, Eutetramitea, Acrasida, Naegleriidae. Gene Ontology annotation, biological process: anaphase-promoting complex-dependent catabolic process; positive regulation of anaphase-promoting complex-dependent catabolic process; positive regulation of ubiquitin protein ligase activity. The record is from RefSeq and is a predicted model, not a curated record.
AUGUCUGGCUUUAAUUUUGAAGAUCAUACAGACAUCAACACUGAAGAUUUGAACACAGAUUUAUCGUCUGUUUAUGAACCUAGAUGGAAACGAAAACAGAAACAACGUCCUCAAUCCGCUACCAUAGACCAAGUAAUGGCUGAUGUCAUGGGCUCUUCGACAGCAACCUGUAAUAGCAUGAUCAGCAGUUGCUCAUCUUCUUCGGGACCCAAUAAUUCUCUGGAUCAAAGAUUUAUACCAUCCAGAAGGACCUCUCAAGAUAUGGAUAUUUGUAAAUUUAAUUUAAUGAAUAAUUAUAUGGAGGAUGAUGAUAGUAGUAAUAUUAUUGGUAGCAGUGGCAGUGUUAGCUCCUUAGAAUCAGCAUCCUCCUCUUCCGACAAGGAAAAUAUGCACAACAAAAUUCUAGAGCAGCGUCUAUUUGAUGGUAAAAAGGUGAAAGACGCCAAGAUUUUAGCCUUGACCGAGAAGGCACCAAAAGCACCCUCAGACUGGCACAAUAAUUUACGUGUUCUUUAUUCUCAAAACAAAAUAUUUCCUGGCAAUGGUGUCUCUCAAAACAAUAAUUCGAGAAAGCAAGUGACGUCAAGACAUAUUCCUCAAACUCCAGAGAAAGUACUUGACGCUCCGCAAAUGAUUGACGAUUAUUAUUUAAAUUUAUUGGACUGGAAUGCAAAUAAUGUACUAGCCGUAUCUCUUUGUGAAAGUGUGUAUUUAUGGAAUGGUGAAACUGGAGAAAUUAACAAAUUGAUGUCUUGUUCUCAGCAAGACAACUAUGUCACUAGUGUUUCAUGGGUAGAAGAUGGAACGUAUUUAGCAAUAGGUACCAACUACAAUGAUGUACAAAUAUGGGAUGUCACAAGAAGCAAACAAAUAAGAACUAUGAAAGGUCAUACCCAGAGAGUAUGCUCAUUGUCUUGGAACACAUUCAUCUUGUCAAGUGGAGGAAAGGAUGGCAAAAUACUUAAUCACGAUGUAAGGCAAGCAAAACAUUUAAUUACCACUCAGAGUAUUCAUCAAGAUUUUGAAGUUUGUGGAUUGAAAUGGUCGCAUGAUGGUAAUCAACUUGCUUCUGGCGCCAAUGACAAUAUUCUCAAUAUUUGGGACAAGUCUCUCUUGUUGACACAAAGUGAAAUAAUGCCUAAAUUCUCGCUUAGAGAACAUGUUGCUGCUGUUAAAGCUUUGGCUUGGUGUCCUUGGCAAGCCAAUCUUUUAGCUUCUGGAGGAGGCACAAGCGAUAGAAAGAUGAUGUUUUGGAACACCCAAACAGGUACCUUACUUAACACGAUAGAUACUAAUUCUCAAGUUUGUUCCUUGAUUUGGUCCAAAAGUGAUCGUGAGAUUAUUUCUUCACACGGAUUUUCUCAAAACCAGCUCUGUGUUUGGAAGUAUCCAUCGCUGGUAAAAGUAGCUGAAUUAACUGGACACAAGAGCAGAGUUCUUCAUAUGGCUCAAAGUCCUGAUGGAACAACAAUUGUUAGCGCUGCAGGAGAUGAAACAUUGAGAUUUUGGAAAGUUUUCAGUCCUAUCAUACAUGCUGAUAAAUUGACUCCAUCUGAGCAUCAAUCUGUUUUAGCAACAGCACCCAGAAACAUGCGAAGCAUUAGAUGA